AUGUUACCCCCCGUACCAUCCCCUGCUGAUUAUGGGAUCACGCCCGACCUUGGGUUCCUGCCCCAGGAACCUCCGCUGGAGGUCUUGCCGGAUCCGUACUAUGCCAAGUGGGAGGCCAUCGUGGGGAACUUGCAGGCCCUCAUCCUGAGUAAACGGGUCCGGUCCCUGGUGGAGCGUCUCCCCUUGCUGUCGACAGAGCACCUCCAGACCGAGGCUGAAUGGCGACGAGCAUAUGUGGUGCUGGUCUUUAUGCUGCAUGGCUUUGUCUGGGGAGGUGAUCGUCCCGCUGAGAGGAUUCCACCUCAGCUUACAGUGCCAUUGUUCAAAGUCUGUGAACGGCUGGAAGUGCCUCCAGUGGCCACUUAUGCGGGCGUGUGCCUCUGGAACUACAAGCCGAUCUUUCCCGACGAGCCGGCCACCGAGUUGGACAAUUUAGCUUGUCAUCAAACGUUCACUGGGUCGUUGGAUGAACAAUGGUUCUACCUCGUCUCGGUUGCCAUCGAGGCCCGAGGGGGUCCUUCGAUUCCAUUGAUGCUCAAGGCUAUAACCGCUGCGCGCGCAGGAAAGAGCCAAAUUGUCACCGAAUGUCUCCAGCAGCUCGCGGAAACAAUUGAUGAAACUACUGAAUUAUUACAACGGAUGUACGAUAAUUGUGACCCAUACGUCUUCUACAACCGCAUUCGCCCGUAUCUAGCCGGCAGCAAAAACAUGAGUGACGCCGGCUUGCCCAAUGGUCUGUUGUACGACGACGGCCACAGCCCAGAAUAUCGACAAUACGGGGGUGGCAGCAAUGCUCAAAGCUCGCUUAUUCAAUUCUACGACAUCAUCCUCGGCAUAGAGCACCGACCAACGGGUACAAACCGAGACAGCGAAGACACCGGCAAGACCCGGAACAGCUUCAUCCACGAGAUGCGUACUUACAUGCCCGGUCCACACCGACGCUUCCUCGAACAAGUUGACUCGGUAGCCAACAUCCGUGCCUAUGUUGAGGCUCGCCGUGGAGACUCCGCCCUCUGCAUCGCCUACGAUGCCUGUCUAGCCAUGCUGCGUGUGCUACGCGACAAGCACAUCACCAUGGUAUCCCGCUAUAUCAUCAUCCAAUCCCGCAGUGCACGUCAACCUUCUCAACCCAGCAGUCGACCGGCUGCAACCAACCUUGCCACUGCCACACCGGCCGAUAAGAAGAAGCUGCGCGGAACCGGGGGUACUGCGCUCAUCCCAUUCUUGAAGCAAGCACGUGAUGAAACCGGUGAGCCUGCCAUUGAUGCAUGGGCUCGGCGGUUGCUUAGUGACGGCCCCGUUGAUAAGACGUUUGCUUCACUCAGCAAAGUUGGCGAGCAGCCAGAUGGGCAUCUCGAGGUUGUUGGUCUAUGCGGGACAUGGACUGCCGAGGAAAGUGAAGGUGGCAUAUGUCACUGGUAA
Messenger RNA from Penicillium nucicola, 1422 nucleotides. RefSeq names its product indoleamine 2,3-dioxygenase. NCBI's taxonomy places the organism in Eukaryota, Fungi, Ascomycota, Eurotiomycetes, Eurotiales, Aspergillaceae. The record is from RefSeq and is a predicted model, not a curated record. Bases 1 to 1422 code for a protein of 473 amino acids. Gene Ontology annotation, molecular function: heme binding; metal ion binding; indoleamine 2,3-dioxygenase activity. Gene Ontology annotation, cellular component: cytoplasm. Gene Ontology annotation, biological process: 'de novo' NAD+ biosynthetic process from L-tryptophan. The transcript is spliced from 2 exons.